GUUUAAAAUUUAAGUUGUUUUGAAGAGGGACGAGAGGAAGGCACGCGCUCUCCUCCCUGCAGGGGACGGUUACGGGACCGGACAGACAGACAGACAGGCAGACAGACAGACAGGCUCCUCGAGGCUCCGUGGAGAAUCAGCGGCGAUGGCACAUCAUCAGCCCCAGUGAUGAGGAGAGUGUAACUCCACGGUGCAGCAGUGCGUAAAGUCUUCGCUCGGUUGGUUUGCGGAGCUUUUCUCCUUUCUAUUUUUUUAUUUUUUUUUAACACGUUUCUCACGUUUCUUCGGGAGAUUCUUGUUAAAACAACAGAAGAACUUGGGAGUCACUCACUGUUUGCAGUGAUUGUUCAUCAGGCCUCCGUCAGCCGCGCGGUUCGACUGGAAAAGCUUUUAGAAAAGGCGCAGGAAAAACCCUCUGGCACAAUGUCGAGGAUGCUCCGAGAGGGCGCGCAGACCGCAGAGCCAGCAGCAUGACUGGCAGCCCUGAGACACAGGAGGACACGGGGGACAAGUGGAGCUGAGAGGAGCGUAGUCUUUGCUGCUUUUUUAUUAAAGGGACCUUUUUUAACCGGACGCAAUGCGUGACAUUUGGCUUUUAUCCUCGGCUUCUUCGACGUGACACUGUGUCUGUUCGCCUCUUUGCCCCCCCCCCCCCAGUGCGCCAGGACGCUGCGUCUGCCUCUGCUGUUGAACUGGAGCACAGGUCGAAGCCGCUGGGUCAAAACACCGAUUGAAGAGAGUUCAAGAGGUUGUUUUUAGUGCGAGGAACCCCCCCCCCCCACCACCACCACCACCACCACCAGGAGCCCUGCUGCUCUUCUCAACGCCAUGGAUGACUCGGGGAUAAUCCGGCGCCGGAGGCUGCAGAAGGAUUUGCCACUGCCUCGCAAGAACAGUUGCCGUACGAGCAACAGGAAAAGUCUAAUCCUGACCACCACGUCUCCCACGCUGCCUCGGCCCCACUCCCCUCUCCCCCUUCCCGGACACAUCGGAAGCAGUCCUCUGGACAGCCCGCGGAACUUCUCACCCAGCAACCCUGCACACUUCUCCUUCGCCUCCUCCAGAAGAGCGGACGGACGACGGUGGUCUUUGGCGUCUUUGCCGUCUUCUGGAUAUGGCACCAACACUCCCAGCUCGACGUCCUCCAGCUCCUCUCAGGAACGGUUGCACCAGCUGCCCUUCCAGCCCACCAUGGACGAGCUCCACUUCUUAUCCAAGCACUUCGGCAGCACCGAGAGCAUCACGGAUGAGGACGGGGGCCGCUGCUCCCCCCACAUGCGCCCCCGCUCCCGCAGUCUCAGCCCAGGACGUUCUUCUUCCUGCUACGACAACGAGAUAGUCAUGAUGAACCAUGUGUACAAAGAGCGCUUUCCAAAGGCCACAGCCCAGAUGGAGGGCCGGCUCGCCGAGUUCAUCCAGUGUUUCUCUCCUGAAAACGUCCUCCCGCUGGCCGACGGGGUCCUCAGCUUCAUCCACCACCAGAUCGCUGAGCUGUCCAGAGACUGCCUGACCAAAUCCCAGGAGGGCCUCAUCACCUCCGUCUACUUCUUCGAGCUGCAGGAGAACCUGGAGAAGCUUCUUCAAGACGCCUUUGAGCGUUCGGAGAGCUCCGAGGUCGCCUUCGUCACAGAGUUGGCGAAGAAGCUUCUCAUCAUCAUCUCCCGGACCGCCAGGCUUCUGGAGUGUCUGGAGUUUAACCCGGAGGAGUUCUACCACCUGCUGGAGGCGGCGGAGGACCACGCCAAGGAGGGUCACCUGAUGAAAACGGACAUUCCUCGUUACAUCAUCAGCCAGCUGGGACUGACCCGAGACCCUAUCGAAGAGAUGGUGCACCUCGAUAGCUACGACAGCGAGGGGCCGCUGACCCCCGAAACAGAUGACUCGACAGAGGGUAAGAUUAGAGCAAUGAAGCCCCCAGAGGAAGCAGACUUCCAGACCAUCAAGCUGAUCAGUAAUGGAGCGUACGGUGCCGUGUACCUGGUGCGUCAUCUGGAGACACGGCAGCGGUUCGCCAUGAAGAAGAUCAACAAGCAGAACCUGAUCCUGAGGAACCAGAUCCAGCAGGCCUUCGUGGAAAGAGACAUCCUCACCUUCGCGGAGAACCCCUUUGUCGUCUCCAUGUUCUGUUCCUUCGAAACCCGUCGGCACCUCUGCAUGGUCAUGGAGUACGUAGAAGGUGGAGACUGUGCGACUCUGCUGAAGAACAUCGGGGCUCUGCCGGUGGAAAUGGCUCGCAUGUACUUUGCAGAGACGGUCCUUGCACUGGAGUACUUACACAACUAUGGCAUUGUACAUCGAGACCUCAAACCUGACAACCUUCUGAUUACCUCCAUGGGCCACAUCAAGCUCACAGACUUUGGCCUCUCAAAGAUGGGUCUGAUGAGUCUGACCACCAACCUGUAUGAAGGCCACAUAGAGAAGGAUACUCGGGAGUUCUUGGAUAAACAGGUGUGUGGAACUCCGGAGUACAUCGCCCCGGAGGUUAUUCUCCGUCAGGGUUAUGGGAAGCCGGUGGACUGGUGGGCCAUGGGCAUCAUCCUGUAUGAGUUCCUGGUGGGCUGUGUGCCUUUCUUUGGAGACACGACAGAGGAGCUGUUCGGCCAGGUCAUUACAGAUGACAUAGUGUGGCCAGAAGGGGACGAGGCUCUCCCUCUUGACUCCCAGCACCUGAUCUCCUCCCUUCUGCAGACCAAUCCACUGGUUCGACUGGGCACAGGUGGUGCUUUUGAAGUGAGGCAGCACUCAUUCUUCACAGAGGUGAACUGGAACAGCCUGCUCAGACAGAAGGCCGAGUUCAUUCCUCACCUCGAGUCCGAGGAAGACACCAGUUAUUUUGACACCCGAUCGGAGCGCUACCAUCACGUGCAGUCAUACGAUGAGGAGGAUACCAACGACGACGAACCUGUGGAGAUACACCGCUUCUCAUCCUGCUCCCCUCGCUUCAGCAAGGUGUACAGCAGUAUGGAGCAUCUGUCCCAGCUGGAGCAUAAAACCCCUGGCGUGACUCUACGGGAGCACAAGGCCCCCAGGGAGGACCGAGUGGCCAAGAGGGAAAGCCUGGGUAGCGUCACCCUCAGGGACAAGAGCUGGAGGACCGGAUCGCCCGAGAUGAAGCGCUUUUCCUGCUCCGAGUCCUCCUUCACCGAGAGCGACUACAGCCCGCCGUCCGGGGCUCGAAGACGCUUCUCCGCCCUCAUGGAUACACACCGCCUGGCCUCCCCGCUGGAAGUGGACUCUGAGCUGCCGGUCCCCAGCAGGCAGCCUCCAGUGAAGGCCAGAGGGGCUUCCCUGGAAGGAGCCAUGGGGCCCAUCACCUCUCAAGGCGAGCUGAGAACCCUCCUUAAAGAUAGCAACGGGCAGGCAGCUGGAGGUAAGAAGGGGCGCGGCAGCACGACGUCACUGAACACAUUCGAUCGAUAUACCUCCGCGGGGCCCCCCGGGGUCGCGGACCCCCUUUUAAAGACCCCUGUUUUCCGGCCAACAUUUUUAAAAUUUUUUUGGACCCGCUACCCGCCGUUGGGCCCUUCCCGGCAGUGCUGCGGGCCCCCCGGGCCCCCCGGGGGGCCCAACCACGGCCCUGGCCCCGCGGGGGGUUCGCCCCCGCAGCUCUCAGCAAAAAGGGGGAGAAAGGGAAAACUAAAGCCCGGGGAACCCAAAGUUAUCAAAUCUGAAAUCUGCUCGGGCUCUGCCCUGUCAUCCCCUGCAGUGGAGCAACAUGUUGCUUCCCCGCUAGCGAGCCCCAUGUCUCCUCGCUCCGUCUCGUCCAACCCGUCCUCCCGGGACUCCUCGCCCAGCAGAGACUACUCCCCCAUGGUCAACGUCCUGCAUUCUCCAAUCACCAUCCACCGCUCGGGGAAGAAGUACGGCUUCACUCUCCGAGCCAUCAGGGUCUACAUGGGAGACAGUGAUGUUUACAGCGUACAUCACAUUGUCUGGCAUGUGGAGGAUGGAGGCCCCGCCCAGGAGGCGGGACUUAGUGCUGGUGACCUCAUCACUCAUGUAAACGGGGAGUCAGUCCACGGUCUGGUCCAUACAGAGGUGGUGGAACUGAUCCUAAAGAGUGGGAACAAGGUGACCGUUACAACUACUCCAUUCGAGAACACAUCUAUAAAAGUGGGUCCUGCCCGCAAGUCCAGCUAUAAAUCCAAGAUGGCGCGACGCAGCAAGAGGACAGGAGCCAAGGAGGGACAAGAGAAGAAGCGCAGCUCCCUGUUCAGGAAAAUCACCAAGCAGUCCAACCUGCUCCACACCAGCCGGAGCCUCUCCUCUUUAAAUCGCUCUCUUUCAUCUGGAGACAGUCUCCCGGGCUCGCCCACCCACAGCCUCUCCGCCCGCUCGCCCACUCAGACGUACCGCUCCACUCUCGCCGAGUCCCCUUAUCUGGGCGCGUCCUCCCAGAGCAGCUCCCCAGCAUCCAGCACCCCCAACUCCCCGGCAGCCUCUCACCACAUGAGGCCCAGCUCCCUGCACGGCCUCUCCCCCAAACUCCACCGCCAGUACCGCUCCGCGCGCUGCAAGUCUGCCGGCAACAUCCCUCUCUCCCCCCUGGCUCACACCCCGUCCCCGACCACCUCCUCCCCCCCGCCUCUCAGUGGCCACACGGUGGGGAGCUCCAACACCACACAGACCUUCCCCGCCAAGCUGCACUCCUCGCCUCCCGUCGCCCGCCCCCGCCCCAAAAGCGCCGAGCCGCCCCGGUCUCCCCUGCUGCAGCGGGUGCAGUCGGCGGAGAAGCUCGGCGGGCCGAUUUUGCCUUCCUCCUCUUCGUCCUCGUCGUCGCCCUCUCCUCUGACGGGCGGGGUUUCGCUAAGGAAGCACAGCCUGGAGGUGGCGCACGGGGAUUACAGGAGAGAUUCCUUCCACUGUGAGCACAGUCUGCAGAGUCUGCUAGAGAUAGAAGGAGAGAACGGACCCGCUCCUCCAUCUCCUUCAUCCUCUUCCUCCCCCUCUCCUCCAAUGGGAGGGGAGAUCGGGAGCCUGAAGCCCGCCAGGAGGAUGGGAAGACAGGAGUCGCCGCUCAGCCGGGACACCCUGCUCCCGCCAAGAGAGAAAGAUACCCAGACGGCAGUGUCCGAGAUCACCGGAGCGCAAACUGCGAGCACGGCUGCUAAAGCUGAGUCCAAGAGCAACGCUGUUGACACGUGCAAAACUAAACCCGCCGCUGAGGAUCUAAAACAUAACGCAUGUGUUGCAGAAGGGAAGUCGAGUCCGGCGCUGGUUUCAUCCGCUUCAGAAGCCAAGUCUCAAAAAGUAAGUGAUUCAAGUUCGGAGGCAACAGCCGUCUCCAAGAAUAGUGAGAAAACGUCUGCAUCAGUGGGGCCGCAGCAACAAGACCGUAAGCAGCAGGGUGUACAGACAGAGAGUGGACCUGCAUCUAAAGCUCAGGAAAAGACUGAGGAGAAAGGGAAAGGCGCUGCAGAGAAAGGAAGCGUGCAGAGAGCAUCCUCUGCAGAGCAGCCCAAGCCUCGUACAGGCACAGAGACCCGAGAGAGAGGAUGCACCGCUCCCAAAGUCAAAGGCCCAGCUCCGCCCAUUCCCACCCAGGUUCAGCCCUACACUGCGGCUCACGGAUCCGCUGCCGCCAGAUCCAAAAUGGAGAAGGUAUCAAGCAGUUACCGUGGCGCCAAGGAGCAGAGAGCACACCUAGAAGUCCUGGAGGAGAAUCCCGUGUCGCCCACGUCUAACGCGGCCCCGUUGUGCUCCAGCAAGUCUCGACCGAUGUCUCCGGGGGACAAAGCCAGCUUUGUCACCCAGCUCACGAGUGUGGCCAAAACAGUGCUCGGGCCCAUGAAAGGGGGGCCGCAAGAGGGGGCCAAGGUAAAAGACAUGUCCAAGUCGAGCGAGGAGAAGCGAGGAAACACGGCAGGAAAGCCCGAGGCUUCGUCUGGGGGGGGGCGCCGGGGGGGGCCGACGGCCCCCUCGGCAGCGAGCGCUGCCGCCGUCCUGUCGGAUAAAGGAAACAUCCGGAGCUCCAAGCAUCACUCGUGAUUCAGAAAAUAGUCGGACUCUCCCAUGUAAUGCCUUUUACUGUAGCAUCACACUGACAUAUCACGAAUCCACAUGGCUGUGAAUGGAGAGGAGACACAAACGCCUGAUCACAUGACACCAAAUAGACGACGUGUGACACGUAGCAACGGUGACUAUGUUUACCUGCACAUUAAUAUUCCAGUUUUUUAGCCCUUAUUGCCAAAAAGACAACAUUCAGACUAAGCUGUUGACACGGCUAAUGAAAGUAAAUAUUCCACUAAUACUCCCGUUUAAAUGCAGUCAUGAAGGGCGCCCAGAUAGCUCCGUUGGUAGAGCGCGCGCCCCCAUGUAUAGAGGUUCAGGCUGAAUCUCAGUUCUCUAUCUUACCCCAAACCCUUACCCUAGGUUUUGCACCUUCACGCGAGACUAAGGGCUGUCCCAAUGCUCUUUUUGAUCGAGGGGUAGGGCUAAGACAAAGGGGUCUAUGUCCCUUGUUACUGAGUGAGGACGCAAGCUGACUUGUCAACAAGGGGUGGCCAUGUACAUACGUUGCGCAACAAGCAACAAUGGCUGCCGCAUCAAGCAGAGAGACCCAUAAAUGUUAAAGUAUUUUCGGCUUAAAUAAUUGAUUAAAAAAAGUCUUGUUUUGUGCUCUAUACCGUUUUGUACAUAUAUACUUGCAACCAUGUUCUCAAUUGAAACUUUUUAAAUAUAGCUAGCUUGCUAUGCUAACGCUAAUCGCUAACCCUAACUCCUCAACGCAUAGGGCCCGAAUUCGCCUUUGCUCAUGUCUAUGCCCCCCCCUCUCCCUUUCACAUCUUCAGAUUGUCCUGUCAUUAAAGGCCUAAAAUGUCCAAAAGAUAAUCGUAAAAAAAAAAAUGACCACCUUCUUGAAAAAGUCGGCAUAGUGACGUGUGCACAGAUCCAAAAACCUGUUGAUAUCAAUCAAAGUCUUUCAUAAUGUUUAACCUUCUGAGGACAAAAGACAAUGGCGAGUCCACGCGAUUUUUGUAUUUAAUUCAUUUAUUACACUACUUUUGUGAACCCAAGAUUUUUGUAAAUUCAUCAAAACCGUUGAGUGUGGGUUUGUUUUCACGAGAGAUUUCAAAACUUUCAAAAAGCGAACAUCAACUUUUCAGCUUCAGGGCCAAAUUAUUUCCUUACACAUUGCUCUG
Molecule: messenger RNA, 7142 nt
Organism: Etheostoma spectabile (orangethroat darter)
Lineage: Eukaryota; Metazoa; Chordata; Actinopteri; Perciformes; Percidae
Product: microtubule-associated serine/threonine-protein kinase 1
Exons: 29
Coding region: 829-5988 (1719 amino acids)
Biological process (GO): peptidyl-serine phosphorylation; intracellular signal transduction; cytoskeleton organization
Molecular function (GO): protein binding; protein serine/threonine kinase activity; ATP binding
Source: RefSeq, a predicted model, not a curated record